Messenger RNA from Penicillium expansum, 1668 nucleotides. Its product is annotated as TPR domain protein. Gene Ontology annotation, molecular function: protein binding. The coding region runs from base 1 to 1668 and encodes 555 amino acids. NCBI's taxonomy places the organism in Eukaryota, Fungi, Ascomycota, Eurotiomycetes, Eurotiales, Aspergillaceae. The transcript has a single exon. The record is from RefSeq and is a predicted model, not a curated record. Gene Ontology annotation, cellular component: intracellular anatomical structure.
AUGGACCAGCCAUCUCCCGCCGAGGACUACUAUAACCUAGGUGAAUACCGUCGCAAUGUGAGCACAACGAACGAAACUGCUCAACUCUGGUUCAGUCGGGGCUUGAUCUGGGCCUACGCCUUCAAUCACGAAGAAUCCGCCCGAUGUUUCGAAAAGGUCGUCGAAUUUGACCCGGCAUGCGCCAUGGGAUACUGGGGCAUUGCCCUUGCCCUGGGACCCAACUAUAACAAGCCAUGGCAGCUCUUUGACGGAGAAGAUCUUUCCGCUACGACGACUCGUGCCCAUCACGCGAUCCUGGAGGCGAAGAAACACGCUCCCGCCGUGACACCAUUGGAGAAUGCUCUUAUUGACGCACUGCAGCACCGAUACCCGCAAGAACAGCCCAUAGAAGACUGCACAAAAUGGGACAAGAACUAUGCCGAGGCAAUGACAUCAGUGUACAAUGAUUACCCGGAUGACCUCGACGUGACCGCGCUGUACUGCGACGCGCUGAUGAACCUAACUCCAUGGGGUCUGUGGGACGUGAAAACAGGCGAAGCCGCACCAGGGGCAAAAACAUUCGAAACGAAAGAAGCGCUAGAUCGAGUCUUGGAACGAGACGAAGCCCUCGAUCAUCCUGGUAUUUUGCAUCUCUACAUCCAUCUGAUGGAAAUGUCCCCUACGCCUGAAAUCGCCCUGCCGGUAGCGGAGUACCUCCGCGGCCUUGUGCCCGAUGCUGGUCAUCUGGAGCACAUGCCCUCCCACAUCGAUGUCUUGUGUGGCGAGUACAAACGCGCAGUCGCGGCUAAUACCUCUGCGAUCCGUGCGGACGAGAAAUUCCUCGCCAACCAGCCCCUCGGCCAUUUCUAUAAUCUCUACCGUGCACAUGAUUAUCAUUUCAGGAUGUAUGCUGCGAUGUUGGGCGGUCGAUCGAAGGUCGCGCUUCAGUCUGGGGCCGAGCUUGCGCGGAUAAUCACGGAGCCUCUUCUACGUGUUGAGUCUCCGCCGAUGGCGGAUUGGUUGGAGGGCUUUGUCGCUAUGCAAAUGCAUGGAUUUGUGCGUUUCGGUCGGUGGGAGGAUAUCAUUGCUGCAGAGUUGCCGGAAGAUGCAGAGCUGUACUGCGUCACCACUGCGAUGAUGCACUAUGCAAAGGGGGUCGCAUUCGCUGCUACCAGCCGUGUUUUGGAAGCAGAGGCAGAGCGGGAACUGUUUCUGCAGGCACUGAAGCGUGUCCCGGAUUCGCGGACGAUGUUCAAUAACCGCUGUGUCGACAUCCUGCGUGUUGGUGAGGCGAUGUUGGAUGGCGAGAUUGCGUAUCGCCGUGGCGAAUACAAUGCUGCGUUUUCAUAUCUCCGGGAUGCUGUUAAGAGGGAUGAUGCGUUGCCAUAUGAUGAGCCGUGGGGGUGGAUGCAGCCGACUAGACACGCGUUGGGAGCGUUGCUGCUAGAACAAAAUCGCAUUGAGGAGGCUGCGGCUGUAUAUUCUGCGGACCUUGGGGUUGACACAUCUUUGCCUCGUGCUUUGAGGCAUCCGGGUAAUGUAUGGGCCUCGCAUGGGUAUCAUGAGUGUUUGGUCAAGUUGGGCCGGAAAUAUGAGGCGCGUGCUAUGUUGCCGCAACUGAAGAUUAAUUUAGCUUGGGCGGAUGUGCCUAUCAAAUCGUCAUGUUUCUGUCGGCAGAUCACUGAGUGA